UAGGGCAGCCAUGCCCGUCUCCAGGACGCAGCUCUACCGUUUCAGUCCCAGAGCUGCCACAGGCAGUACGUCGAUGAACAACCCUCUAAGGACCCCGCUGAGAGCGCUGGACCUGGCCAACUGCUCCCUGAACCACGCGGACAUGGCCUUCCUGGCAGACGGCACCCACGCUGCCCACCUGGAGAUGCUGGACCUCAGCGGGCACAGCCUGCUCAGCCUGUUCCCCUCAACCUUCUCCAGGCUGCUGGGCCGCGCAGCACAGACGCUGAGGGUGCUUACCCUGGAGGAGUGCAGCAUCACCGAUGGCCAGGUGAGCAUGUUGAUCCUGGCCCUGGGCGCCUGCCGCCAGCUGCAGGAGCUGCGCUUCCUGGGCAACCCCCUGUCUGCCCAUGCCCUCCGGCAUCUCUUCGUGGCUCUCUGUGAGCUGCCCCGGCUGCACUGGGUGGAGUUCCCAGUGCCCACCGACUGCUACCCCGAGGGCACCGCCUACCCCCAGGAUGAGCUGGCCGCGUCCAAGUUCGACCGGCAGAAAUAUGACGCAAUCGCUGAGGACCUGCGUGGUGUGCUGCUGCGGGCCGGCCGGGAGGACGUCCAGGUCUCCACUCCCGUCUUUGGAAGUUUCGACCCAGACAUUCAGGAAACAAGCAAUGAACUUGGAGCUUUCUUGCUGCAGGCUUUCAAGGCUGCCCUCGAAAACUUCUCCCAGGCCCUGAGACAGAUGGAGUAGGCCUGGGCGGCAGCUCGUGCCCCCGCCACUGUCUGCAAAGCAUCUCUUAGUGAAAGUUGUUUGCGACAUCUUUUAGACUCUGGAGGAGAGGAUGUCCGGCCUUUCGGGCGAUGAGGGCCGAGGCCACUUUAGUGUCAGAGCACAAGGGGCCUGCGCGGAACGUGGCCAGGGGGUUGGCAGAAGCACCCACACAGGAGUAGCACAGAGAAGCACCCGAGUGGCGGUUGUGGUCAUGGCAGUCCCAGGGCUGUGUGUGAGGUGCAGGCGGCAGGGGAGCCAGGAGGAGGUGGCAGGAGCAGGGUGUCAGGCUGGCGGGAGGAAGUGAGAUCACUUGUCAUAGAACAGAUGACAGCAACACAACCUAGUGGGAGGAGAGUGAAAAUGAAGGGCAGGGGGGCCCCCACUGUGCUGUCUGCCCCUCCCUCUCCGUUGUCAGCAGUGCCGCUUACAAGGGGACAAAGGUGACCUCCGUUUGAAUAUUUACAAAGGUCAGUCUAGCAUGGAACGUGGGCUUGGGCUAAUGGCUUCUGUCUGCUUCUGAAGAUGUGAGUGUGCUCACUCUGCUGCUGCUGACUGAGCUGGAGAGCACGGGGGUGACAAGCAUAGCGUCUGGGGAGGGCCACUGUCACUGUGGGAACCGCUCCUGCCACCCAGUUGGCCUCCAUCGGAUUCCCCGUUGGGCCCAGGGAGCUCCUGGUGCCUGAGAAGAGGAUGAAGGGGACUCGGUUCCCCAAGUCCCUGUUUUGUGCAGAGCUCUUACGACAAUCAAACACGAAUAAAACAGAAG
This is a messenger RNA of Hipposideros armiger (great roundleaf bat), 1514 nucleotides long. RefSeq names its product leucine rich repeat containing 14B (gene LRRC14B). The record is from RefSeq and is a predicted model, not a curated record. The transcript has 2 exons. Lineage: Eukaryota; Metazoa; Chordata; Mammalia; Chiroptera; Hipposideridae. Gene Ontology annotation, cellular component: cytoplasm. Gene Ontology annotation, molecular function: protein binding. Bases 11 to 727 code for a protein of 238 amino acids.